CUUCUGCAAUGGGUUGUGGACUCAACAAGUUGGAAAAACAAGAUGAAAAACGGCCUGGUAACAUCUAUUCAACACUGAAGAGGCCCCAAGUAGAAACCAAAAUAGAUGUUUUCUAUGAGUAUCAUUUCCUGGAAUUUACAACUUUAAGCGAUGCUGAGCUACCAGGAUCAUCUGCAAUCAGGCUUUCUUCCUUGCGUGAUCUUCCAGCUCAGUUGCAAGAAUUGUACCAGCAGGGUUUCAUCUUGGCUGCUGUCCAUCCCUUUGUGCAGCCAACUAACGAGAAUGAAAGGACUCUCCAGGAACAAAUCUUCAGGGCUGUGCUGAUUAAGAAAACAGAAAGAUCAUUGAAAAAUGGUGCUGUUAGUGAAGGGAAUACCUUGGAGAUAGAAAGCUGUUUCUCCUCUGACCAUCUUCCAGACAAAUCAAAGAUGCCAGAUCUCAUUAAGAAAAUUCAAGAUGCGGCAAGUCGGGGCAUGAGGUUUGUUGGAAUAAUACCUCAGUAUACUUCCCAAAUGAACUCCAAGAGCAGUAGUGCUGUAAUAUCCAGCAGUAACAGCUCGAGAGAACUAAGAGGUGACAAAACUCCAUUAGACUUUCCUGAGGACUGUGCAUUGUUGGAUUAUGAAAAAGAUCGCACUAAUGGAAGCAAAAUCCCCACAGCGGCAAGUGAGGAAAAUGUUGACCAGUGUAUAAAUCCUAGUGAAGAUCUGAGAGGUGAAGGGCAGGUUACUGAACAGCUCAGUUUAAGCUCUGCUGAAGAAAAGGGAGGGCAACUACAAGAAACUGAAAUCUUUGCUGUCUUCAACAAACCAAAGACUUCACAGAGAUCCAGCCAAUAUUACACUGUAACAAUUCCUAUGAGAGUAUUCAACAAUGGCCAGAACAUUUGCAGCUUAGAAGCUAAUUGGCUGGAGCACAUGACGGAUCACUUCCGGAAAGGGAGCACAUUGGUGAAUGCCAUCUUCAGUCUUGGGAUGAUAAAUGAUUCCUUCCAGGGUAUGACAGAUGGAAUGUUCAUCUUUGAAGAUCUUUCUCUGGAAGAUAGCAAAAGUGUACAGGGCUAUGAUGCUAUUGUUGUAGAACAGUGGACUGUCUUGGAUGGGGCUCGUGUGCAGGCAGAUUACAUUCCCCUGUUGAAUUCUCUUGCCAUAUAUGGCUGGCAGCUGACAUGUGUGCUUCCCACACCGGUUGUAAAGACAAACAGGGAUGGGAACUUAGCCACUAAGCAGAUUGUCUUUCUUCAGAGACCCUUCCUGCCCCAGAAAAUCAAGAAGAAACAAUCUAAGUUUCAUUGGAGAUUCUCCAAAGAAGAACGAUACCACAAGCAAGCCAAGAAAUCUCUGAAGGCAAAACUAAGUGCCAAAGAACAGCAGACAGCAGAAGAAAAGCAAGACUUGGAGCUCACAGAAAACACAAGGAAUUCAGAGUCGCGGUUUUCUACCACUGAAGGUAUUUUGCAGUUCCCAGUAAUCUCAGAUCAACAGCUUGAUGGUGUUGAAGAUGGAAGAACUGAAGCUCCUGGGCACAAAGAUGUGCCCAGCUAUGAGAAUGUCAUGUCUGAAGAACAAUCAAAUGCAUGUCACAAAGCUGAUCAACACAUAGGAGACUUGUGUUUGGAUCAGAAUGGUAAACGUGAUAACUAUGAGAACCCAACAUUCCAAGAGCACUGUGCUCUAGAUGACAGUGGUUGGGACUGUUCAGCCGAAAGUUGUUUUGAUGCUGGUUUUGACAGUACAGAUAUCUGAGGGUAGUUAUUUGCCAAAGCAAACCAUUUUGAUUAUCACUGUUUGAAAAUUAAUGUAUUGUUGGGUUUUUAUAAGUACACGGCGUAAACAAAUAGUAUCACAUUUGAACUUUGAAUUGCAUGCAAACAUGCAGUCUUUGUUAUUCAAGAAAGCCCAUCAAUAUUGAAAAUUGGUUGCUUUUUAAGCCAAACAAAAUUAUGUUCUGAAUUAUGUUCACAUUUUAAAAUCAAAGUAUUAUUGAUGUGUUUGUCAUAUUUUUAUUUUUGUUUUGUCUAAUGGAAUUCAGGAUGUAAGAAGCUUUAACGAAGUGGCUAUAGUUGUAUUUCUCAUAAAUAUUUCUAUUUGUAUUGCCUUUGGAAUUACUUAGCUCUUACACAUAUUUAAAGCAAUAAUGACGUGCUUUUUCUGGGAAACCACGAGUAGCAGAGGGCAAUGAUUGUCUAUUUGCUGAGGAACUUUCUUCAUAUAGAUAUCAUUUGAUCAAGAUUAUGUUCUGGAUGUUGAAACUACCAGUCAACUUGCCACAAUAUUUUCUGGAGGUCAAAGGGAGACUGUCGUACAAAGUGUGCAUAAAGCAUAACUCUUUAGUUUGUAUAUAUUUCCUGAAUGGUUAGACACUGGGAUAUUUGACACCAGCUCAGAUUGCCAGUAUGUGCGUUCUUACUGAAAAUUUUCUACAAGAAAAAUGUUAGCAUUUAAUAGGUGAGUGGAAGCACUAUGGUCUGUGUGUGUAAAGUCCUGUUAAGUUGCAGCCGACUUAUGGUGAUCCCUUAGGAUUUUCUAGGUAAGUGAUUAAGCAGAGGGUGUUUGCCAUUGCCUUCUUGUACAGACUUCCUUGGUGGUUUUCCUUCCAAGUACUGACCCUGCUUUGCUUCUGAGAACUAAAGAGACUGGGUAUACCAUGCCACCUUCCCUCUCACUACGGUCCUAAAAUACACCAAUUAAUAAGCAAAUUCACAGACACACACCCUUUUAGCUGACCAGUACAUGAUGUACAAAUAAGUAAUUGUUCUUCAGUUAAAAGUAUAUUAAUCUUUACAAUAAAACUUGUGUAAAGCUCUGGAACAUCUUUGAAUUCUUAAUAACUAACUUCUAUAGUUGUUUUUCUCAUUACUAGGCAAUCCCACUUAGAGCUGCAUUUGGGCAAUGUGUAGAAUCUGUAAAGUGUUUUGAAAAUGCCUUUUGUCCUUACACAAAUUGGAAGUUGGAGCCUAUAAACAAUAUAGUUUCUUUUCCCUACUGGCUGAUGUAUGUCUGAUAGUUCCCAUUAGUUUUUCUGUAAAGUAUUUUGACUCAAUAAAAUGUGGUCUCUAGGUGCA
Molecule: messenger RNA, 3064 nt
Organism: Heteronotia binoei (common prickly gecko)
Lineage: Eukaryota; Metazoa; Chordata; Lepidosauria; Squamata; Gekkonidae
Gene: RFTN1
Product: raftlin, lipid raft linker 1
Exons: 9
Coding region: 9-1745 (578 amino acids)
Source: RefSeq, a predicted model, not a curated record